AUUAAUUUGGCAUCAUCAUCUCAUCAACAAACGUGUAAGUUGUGAGAAUUAAGGGUAUCAACACCCACCAAGAUGCUAAAAAGGGAAAUAGGAGACAAUGUUAGGGUUUUGAUGGUGAUCAACUUACUCUUUUUGUUGCUUCCUCACUUGUCACUUGUCUUUGGUAAUCUUGAAGGUGAUGCUUUGUAUGAAUUGAAGAAGGCACUUGAUGAUCCAAGGAAUGUUUUAGCUAGUUGGGAUCCAACCCUGGUUAGUCCCUGUAGCGGGGCUUGGUUUCAUAUUGACUGCGACGGUGAAGGUCAUGUGACCGCAAUUAAUCUUCAAAGGUCAGGCCUCUCGGGUCAUCUAGUUCCCGAUCUAGGGAGUCUUUCAAGUUUGGAGCGUUUGGUGCUUUCGGAAAAUAAUCUUAUGGGCACAAUUCCAUCUGAACUUGGUGGGUUAAAAAAAUUGGUCAGCUUAGAUCUCCACCAGAACCAAUUGACCGGUUCUAUCCCUAACAGCUUGGGCAAUCUGCAAAAUUUGAAGUUCCUCCGGCUAUCUAGUAAUAAAUUAAGCGGCACAAUUCCAGCAGAGCUCGGCCAUUUAUCAGCUUUGGCUCUAUUGGAGCUGUACUUGAACAAUUUAAGCGGCGCCAUCCCAGACAGUUUGGGCAGUCUCACAAAUUUGUUCACUCUGCAGCUGAACACCAAUAAAUUGACGGGGCCUGUUCCACAGUCUCUUGCAAAUCUUAAUUCACUCACACUCUUGGAUUGCUCGAGCAACUCUCUAUCUGGGACAAUUAAGCUGGAUCAUGGUGCUUUUUUGAAUAUCACUUGUGCUAGUUUUCUAGACAAUCCAGAUUUGCAGUGUAGUGCCUCUUGAUGAACGCCGCGGAUCGAUGGCUUGUUAAUUUAUUACGUAGUACUAGUACAUUAUUACUUCUUGCUGGCGUAGGCUUAUCAUGAUCCUCUAAUGGGAGGACGGUUUAUCCGUUUAUUUAUAUAUUACGGCCCCUUAUUUAUAAUUACUUCAUACUCCGGUAUUUCAUAGCUAUAUAAAUUACUUGUGCACGCCAUUUCUGUUUGAUCAAAAUUGUAACAACGUAUACUCGUUAUAGUCUUUUUUUACAUUUCACUAAUAUUAUCAAAACUUAUAUUUACAGUCAAGUUUUAUGACUUUUAUC
Cuscuta epithymum is the source of this 1162-nucleotide messenger RNA. NCBI's taxonomy places the organism in Eukaryota, Viridiplantae, Streptophyta, Magnoliopsida, Solanales, Convolvulaceae. The record is from the annotation of a GenBank genome assembly.